Messenger RNA from Babesia microti strain RI, 1773 nucleotides. RefSeq lists its product as hypothetical. The record is from RefSeq and is a predicted model, not a curated record. The transcript has a single exon. The coding region runs from base 1 to 1773 and encodes 590 amino acids. Lineage: Eukaryota; Apicomplexa; Aconoidasida; Piroplasmida; Babesiidae.
AUGAAAAUGAGCUACAAAAAACCGCCAUUGGAUUUAUUUGAGGUGGAAGGAGCAUACGCUGCAUCUGUUUGCUCAAGCGGCGCCAUACCCCAGAAAUUCUUGAUCGCGCCAAUUUACAAAGAUAUAUCCAAAGCCAAUACUAAUAAAAUAAUUAUUUCACCGCCAUUUUGUUCUAAAAGAUUCUUAACCCUAGAUGAAAUCCAGGAGUUGAUUUGUUAUAACUUUGUAAAACGAGGAAUUUUUUACGCAGAUGAAGCUCUGUACAAUGAGAAAUUGUUUUUAUAUGACAAGUUAAUUUACCAAAUAUUUCACACAAUUAACUAUGUCUAUUCGUUAAACAAAAAUAAACCCCAAUUUGAAGUACAUCCUCUGUUUAAUUGGAGGGAGAGCAUUCCAUUAAACACACCAAAGUCUAUAUGCAAGUUGAUCGAGGAAAUGUCAAAUAACAAAACAUAUCAAGCUUCAUGUUGCAAAGUAGCCAUGCUAUACGAAUUCAUGGAUCAAUUACAAAUCGAUAAGUUCACAAAAAUGUGCAAAAAUUAUCGUCAACAUGUUCUAGACAAUCUCUACAAUGAAGUAUACAAUGAGGUUAUGCAUUCACUUGGAUUAUCAGCACUAACUUCCAAGACGCUCAAACACAUUCAAAUACGAUCCAAUAUUAGUAAUUAUGAGAAGGAAGAAUUGGACAAAUCCCAAUUUCCAAUUUUAAGUCUUGCACAUGGGACUAGGAGGUACAAGUUAGUUGAUUGGGAAAAGGUUAUAAAGGCAAGAUUGUUCACAGCUAGAUUGGGACGUUUCAGAAAGAGACAUGGCCUUAAAGUUAACAGAUACUUUAAGGAGAAAGAGUUUAUGCUACGAGGGCAUUUAAAGUCAAAGCAAUGUGUGAUGGAUGGAUGGAUUAAGGAAAGUAGUAAGAAAUUGCAUACUUACUAUCGCAAGGCAAAAAAUGGCAAAGUAUCAAUAAAAUUGAGGUGCAAAUUGCCUGUAGAAUUUAUUAAAAUAGCAUGCAUACUAAGAGAAUGCGAUUUUGCCAACGAAUGGGUACCAUUUCUAACUGAUAGCAAAUUGCUUGGUUAUCAAUCAAAGGGCUGCUAUGUCAUAUACCACAAGUACAAUUACCCAGUAAUAGGCAUUCACGAUAUGCUUUUAUAUUUUAUAGGCGUAAAUGCGAUGGAGGAGGCUAAUUCAUUGCUUUUCAUAUCAUCAUCGCCACCUGAAACAUUAAAUGAAGCAGAACACGUUAAAAAUAUGCUAUUAAAGAAAUACAAAAUUCCGGACGCUUCCUCUGUGUUACAAUACAGGAAGGAGGGAAAUAUAUUUUUGGAUGCUGAUUUUAGUAAGAUCAAGCAGACUAAUAAGAAACAAAAGGCGGCGACAAUAUUUUUCAGUCUGUAUCCUAUUUACGGCGGCAAGUAUACAAUUAUGGAAAUCAAUGCAAAUGUGAUAUCUUGUAACCCAUUAACUCCAAUAAAACUAGUGUCGUAUAUCACGUUGAAGGUUGCCAAGGGAAUUGUAAAGGGAAUAUACAAGUUAUCAAAAAAAUUUUCUGGCACCAAAUUUGAAAAAAGGAUGAUCGACAAUAGUGAAUAUUACAUUUGGUGUGGAAACAUAUUGAGGGACUCCAUGGGCAGUUUUCCCCCUGGUCUAGUGGAAGAAGACCCACAAAAUUCCAAAAUUGAUAUUGUAGAACAGCGUUUAACUGCCACUAAAGCUGAUAUUUCGGCUUAUGUUGAUAUUGAGGACAUAAGCGUAAUAACAUAUGAUGAGAAUUGA